CUAAAACGCCUUACCCGAACCGGUGAAAGCGGAGAUAGAAAAGAAGCUUUCUUUCUCUAGCAAUGGAAGCCAAUCUCUGUGCAUUUCUAGGCCUUCCAUCUCCAGACUCUUGUAAUCCAUCCCACUCAAUAAUCCAAAAUGACUUCACCAAUCUCUUCACUCACCUCUCCUCUCCCUUUUCCACCCAAACCCCACAAAAAACCACAAAAAACCACAACAAACCCAUCGCCAAAUCCCUUCAAUUUGCUUCCAAUUCUCUCUCCUCAAACCGCAAAACAACAUCGGAUUUCUCCAAAUGGCUCAAACCCACUUUAAGGAACAGCCCCAAAGUCCAAACCCUCAUGAAGAACCUCUCUGUCUUUGAACGAGCACUAAUAGGAGCUGGAGGUGGUGGCAUAGCCGGUGCAUUUACUUAUGUGUGCCUGCACCCGCUUGAUACAAUCAAAACAAAGUUGCAAACAGAGGGUGCAUCUCAGGUUUAUAGCAGCACAUUUGAUGCUAUAGUCAAAACAUUUCAAGAAAAAGGGAUUUCAGGGUUUUAUAGUGGUGUAUCUGCAGUCAUUGUGGGUUCUACGGCAUCAUCAGCUGUGUAUUUUGGGACUUGUGAAUUUGGGAAAUCAAUUUUAUCCAAAUUAGAGAGAUACCCAUCUGUGCUUAUCCCUCCUACUGCUGGUGCCAUGGGAAAUAUUGUAUCUUCAGCUAUUAUGGUACCAAAAGAAUUGAUAACUCAAAGAAUGCAAGCUGGUGCUAAAGGCAGGUCAUGGCAAGUAUUGUUGAAAAUAUUAGAAAAAGAUGGUAUCUUGGGUCUAUAUGCAGGGUACUCUGCUACUUUGUUAAGAAAUUUACCUGCUGGUGUACUAAGUUAUUCUUCAUUUGAGUAUUUAAAGGCGGCAGUAUUAAGUAAGACUAAAAAGAGUCAUUUGGAGCCUAUUGAGAGUGUAUGUUGUGGGGCAUUAGCUGGGGCAAUUUCAGCAUCAAUAACAACACCACUUGAUGUGGUUAAGACAAGAUUGAUGACACAGGUGAAUAAGGAAGUGGUGGAUAAGGUUGCAGCUGCAAUGUAUGGCGGGGUUUCUGCAACUGUUAAGCAGAUUUUGAAGGAGGAAGGCUGGGUUGGAUUUACUAGAGGAAUGGGUCCAAGAGUGGUUCAUAGUGCAUGCUUUUCUGCUUUGGGGUACUUUGCAUUUGAGACAGCUAGACUUACUAUUUUGCAUCAGUAUUUGAAGCACAAAGAGUUGCGUGAAUUGGAUGUUGCUCCUGCUUGAUUAAUGGCUAUAAAUCGAGUAUUAUGUGCUAUUAUUGGUGAUAAUUCUUAUCCUUUCUAUUAUGGCUUUGUUUUUCUUAAAGUAAGUUAUAUAUCAUUCUUUCUUUAUUGUACGCAUUUUGAAUAAAGAAACUUAGACAUAUAUUAGCUUUUCCUUUCACAGAAAGGUACAAAAACAAUAGCUUUCAAUAGUACACUGAGUUUUGGUUUUGCUAUCGUUUCUUUUACAGUUGCAAAAGUUAAAAAUAGAAAUAAAACAGCAAGCUAAGCAACAAUGAUUCAGUUUUGGCUUGAUUAA
This is a messenger RNA of Jatropha curcas, 1562 nucleotides long. RefSeq names its product Mitochondrial substrate carrier family protein (gene MFL1). The record is from RefSeq and is a predicted model, not a curated record. NCBI's taxonomy places the organism in Eukaryota, Viridiplantae, Streptophyta, Magnoliopsida, Malpighiales, Euphorbiaceae.